CUUGUUGCUGCUGCUGCUGCUGUUGGAGGAGGAGGAGGAGGAGGGGGCUGGUCUCAUAAACACAGACAGAGCCGUUUGUUUUGGUUCGGGGCUUUUCACGGGCGGGAAGAAGGGAGGAGGAGGAGGAGAAGGAGAACGAGCGAGAGCGGGAGGGAAAAAAAAAGAUAAAAGUCUGUGGCGCUGCAGCUCCUGCAACACCACCAGCGGCGCCACUACUACCAGCAGCCGCCGCUCGACGAGGAGGCUCCCCUCGGUCGCCCGCGCCUCCCGGGUCCCACUCGCGGCGUCUUCAUUCUGGGGUGCCCGAGGAGGCGGCGUAGGGGUGGGCGGUGCAGGAGGAAGGGGCGCUCCUGCCGCCGCCGGCGCCGCUGCUGCCCUCCCGGACUUUGGCGAGUGGAAUGAAGAAGAGGCGAAGAAGGUGGAAGCCGCCGCCGCCGCCGUCGUCGUCGCCGCGAGGAUGUGCCUCUUCUCCGUCCGCCUCCCCUCGGGCAGCCGCUUCCCCUCGCUCGCCCUGCUCUCGCCUCGGCGGCCGCCCGCUUCCCUUCGCCGCUGUGGAAAAGAGGCCCCUGCCCUCUCCUUAACCAGACGGGACUGACGGGGGUCGCCGAAGGAGUCUCCGCCUGGCACGAGCGGCAGCCCCCGCGCGGCUCAUUUGGGGGAAUCUCCUGGUUGGCGUGUGCGUGCGUGCGUGCGUGUUUGGGUUCGGGUUCUCCCUGCAGCCCGCCAUCCCCACGCCAAGGAUCUUUGCAUUGACUUUUUUAUAUAUAUAUUUGGCGGGGAAGAAAACAAAAGUAGUUUGUGUCGCGCGAGCGGACUGGCUUUCUCAUCAUCAUCAUCAUCAUCAUCCUCCCCACCAUGGGGUUAUUAUUGUUGUCGUUCUUGUGAUGUUCCGAAAGGGUGGCCUGCGAUCGGCGAAGACUUCUUCUGGUUUUUUUCCCCCUGCAAAAUAAAUCCUCCCCUCUCACCGACCCACCCGCUGCGUGCCUCCCUCCCAAGAGGAUAAUUUCGUCGGCGUCUGAAAUUGGCUCCUUGCUGGAGGGGUAACGUGAGAAGGGGAGGUGGCGAUCCGUUUUGGAGAGCAGCGGCGGGGGAACCCCAUCCUGCUCCCCUCGCGAGAGGAAUUUCCACCCCGUAUGGAUGAAAUGAUGCCCUUCUGCUGCCCAGCGGCUGCUGCUCCUACCAGGCUUUCCUGGGGCUUCAUGGGUACUGGACUUUUGAAAGCCACGUUUCUCCUACCGAGGGUGAUUUGGAAAUAAAACAGCGACCCAAACUCUUGCUUCUGUAGCUGGAAGAAAGCUCUGGUGGCUGAACAGCUGUUCUCUGCCUGCCGCUUUCCCCCCUUCUCCUUUCCCAUUUUGGAAAAGGAACCCAGAGCUGUUUUAAGGGGUUGUCUUUAACUUAAUUUAUUUUUUUUGGGGGGGUUGGGUUGUUUGUUUUUGGUUGCUGCUGCAUGAAUUAUAUUGUGGACUGCUACGUUGGUUCUUUUUGCUCCAUUUGUUUUGCUGCUCCGUUCUGCUGAUUUGGAAGCUGCCGCCCCUCUGCAAAAGAGGAGCUGCAUCAACGCCUCUCUUUUUUCCAGCAUGGCGAGCCCCACGGAUCAUAACGAGGGCUUCUUCUCGGAUGUCAGGAAGGUGGGUUACUUGCGCAAACCCAAGAGCAUGCAUAAGCGCUUCUUCGUGCUGAGGGCAGCCAGCGAGUCGGGGCCCGCCCGGCUGGAGUACUACGAGAAUGAAAAGAAAUGGAGACACAAGUCGGGAGCCCCCAAACGCUCUAUCCCGCUGGAGAGCUGCUUCAACAUCAACAAGAGGGCAGACUCCAAAAAUAAGCAUCUGGUGGCUCUCUAUACCAAGGAUGAGCACUUUGCUGUCGCUGCUGACAGUGAGCCUGAGCAAGAGAGCUGGUACCAGGCGCUGCUACAGCUGCACAACCGGGCCAAGAGUCAUCACCAUCAGCACCACCACCACCACCACCACCAUGGGGAUGUCAUGGUGGGAGGUGGGAGUCUUGGAAUGGGAGAGGCAGGGGAGGAUAACUAUGGAGACGUGGCUCCUGGUCCAGCAUUCAAAGAAGUUUGGCAAGUGAUCCUGAAACCCAAGGGUCUGGGCCAGACUAAGAACCUGAUUGGCAUAUACCGCCUGUGCCUAACCAACAAGACCAUCAGUUUUGUCAAGCUGAACUCCGAUGCAGCGGCUGUCGUGUUGCAGCUGCUCAACAUCCGGCGAUGUGGCCACUCAGAGAACUUCUUCUUCAUUGAGGUGGGGCGCUCUGCAGUCACUGGGCCAGGUGAGUUCUGGAUGCAGGUAGAUGACUCAGUAGUAGCACAGAAUAUGCAUGAGACUAUUUUGGAGGCCAUGCGGGCCAUGAGUGAGGAGUUUCGGCCCCGGAGCAAAAGCCAGUCUUCUUCCAACUGCUCCAAUCCCAUAUCUGUGCCUCUCCGCAGCAGGCAUCACAUUAACAACCCACCACCCAGUCAGGUGGGGCUCAGCCGUAGGUCCAGGACUGAAAGCGUGACUGCCACAUCGCCUGCUGGUAGUGGAGUGGGAGGUGGAGGAGGGACAGGGGGCAAGCCCAGUUCUUUCCGGGUCAGAGCCUCCAGUGAUGGAGAAGGAACCAUGUCCAGGCCAGCUUCAGUGGAUGGCAGUCCAGUGAGUCCAAGUGCCAGCCGGACCCAUUUGCACCGGCAUCGUGGCAGUUCCAGGCUUCAUCCUCCUCUCAACCAUAGCCGCUCCAUCCCAAUGCCUUCCUCCCGCUGUUCUCCAUCUGCUACAAGCCCUGUCAGCCUGUCAUCCAGUAGUACCAGUGGGCAUGGCUCCACCUCUGACUGCCUCUUUCCACGUCGCUCCAGUGCUUCAGUCUCUGGCUCUCCAAGUGAUGGGGGCUUCAUCUCCUCUGAUGAAUAUGGAUCUAGCCCCUGCGACUUCCGCAACUCCUUUCGCAGUGUUACCCCUGAUUCCCUGGGACACACCCCACCAGCCCGGGGGGAAGAGGAACUCAGCAACUACAUAUGUAUGGGAGGCAAGACAGCCUCGUCCUGCUGCAGUAUCACAGCUCCUAAUGGUCAUUUCACUCCCCGCGCUUGCCAUCCUCAGCAGCAAAACCGCUAUCCUGGUGCCUCGUGCUGCUCCCGGCUUGGUAGUGAGGAUCUGGGUGAUCUGGAGAAAGGCUUCAGGAAGCGGACACAUUCAGCAGGUACCUCCCCUACCAUCUCCCACCAGAAGACUCCCUCGCAGUCCUCAGUGGCUUCCAUUGAAGAGUAUACCGAAAUGCUCCCCUCGUAUUCCGGUGGUGGUGGUGGUGGUGGUGGUGGUGGUGGCAGGCUCUCUUCUUAUCGACAUUCUGCUUUUGUGCCAACACAUUCAUACCCUGAGGAAUGUCUAGAGAUGCAGCGGGCAGAGGGCAACCACCACCGGUCCAACUCUACCCCACACAUGGAUGAUGGCUAUAUGCCAAUGUUGCCAGGAGUGGCACCUGUCCCCAGUGGUGGCAGUACUCCUAAAGGUGGGGAUUAUAUGCCCAUGAGUCCUAAGAGUGUGUCUGCCCCACAGCAGAUCAUCAACCCUGGGAGAGGAGGGCGGCACGUGCAAGCCAUGGUCGACUCCAACGGCUACAUGAUGAUGUCUCCAAGUGGCAGUUGCUCUCCAGACAGCGGUCCCACUGGGUACAGCAAGCUAUGGAUGAAUGGUGCUAAUCAUCAUCCCAAACUCUCAGUGGAGAGCAAUGAGGGGAAGCUGCCAAGUGGUGGCAGUGAUUACAUCAACAUGUCUCCAGCCAGUGGUUCUGCUACCAGCACCCCUCCAGAUUGCUAUUUCACCAGCUCAGGACCCCCAGGCCCGGAAGAGACAUCUGUGCAGGGUCCCAGCCAGUCAUACCACAAGCCCAUCUACUCCUAUUUUUCCCUGCCCCGUUCCUUCAAACACAUGCACCGCAGGAGGGGGGAGGAGGGAAAUGCCCAGAUGCGCAUGUCCUUCAGCUCUGGCCGUUUACUGUAUGCUGCCGCCGAGGACUCUUCUUCCUCUACUAGCAGUGAUAGCCUGGGCGGACCAGGGGUACAAGAGGGUAGCGGGUAUCCAGUUCCCACCCAAACACAGCCGUUGCAGCCCGCUCCCUCUUCUGUGGACACAUCUGUGAGGACUAAGAGCCAUCUGGCCAGACCGACCCGUCUGUCUUUGGGUGGCCCAAAAGCCAGCACCUUGCCUCGUGCUCGGGAACAGCUCCCCGAGCCUAAAAGCCCUGGUGAGUACGUGAACAUUGAAUUUAGGCAACCAACUUCCCCAUUGCCACAUGGAGAUGUUGGCUCUGGUUCAGAGGAGUAUAUGAAUAUGGAUUGGAGGGCUGUCUGCCCGGCUAGUUUGGCAUCGAUGCAGCAGAGCCGGGGCAGGAUUGCCCCCACCGGUGGCAGAGACUACAUGAGCAUGCAGCUGGGCAGUGAGGGGCAGUAUGUUGUCUGUGGCCACACUCCCUCUCCUUCCCCUCCAGCCGUCCUGCUCAGCUAUGGUGACUUGAGGAUGGGACGUGGGAGACAAGAGAAAAGCCCACCACCUAUGGGGCUGCCUUCCGCCCACCCUCAGCCUCAGCUGGGUGAACUGGCCGCAGUCUUACCCCACUCCUGCUCUUCUUCCAUGAUUGGGGGCCCAGGGAUGAGCAGCGCUUUUACCCACAUCAGCCUCAGCCCUAGCCAUAGCACCCAGAGUGCCAAAGUGAUCCGAGCUGACCCACAGGGAGGCCGACGUCGUCAUAGUUCUGAAACAUUUUCUUCCUCAACCACCCCAAGCGGCGGCCUUGGAGCCUCAGCUGUACCCCAUGGACCAGGAGGGGCUCCUGAGGAUGCAAAGCGCCACAGCUCAGCCUCUUUUGAAAACGUUUGGCUGAAGCCUGCAUCUGGGGAGGUGGGGGCCACCUCCAGCCAUGGUGUCAGGAAAGAGCAGGCUGGGGGAGGUGUUGAAAAUGGGCUCAAUUACAUCGACCUGGACUUGGUGAAGGAUCUUAAUCACCGCCAACAUCACCACCGCCUUCAUCCUCAGGAGAGUACUUCUCUGCUCGGGGUCAAGCAGUCUGCAACACAGCAGCAUCAGCCACCUAAAUCUCCAAAUCAGAAUUGUGGGAGUAGCCAUUUGAGUGAUGAAUUAAGUGCAUAUGCCAGCAUUAGCUUCCACAAGUCGGAGGACAUCCAGUAGCUGGACAGGAGCCAGAGGCAAGAAUGAUGACCUACACAACCUCAGAAAAAGCCUACUUUGAACUUAUGGGUAUCCAGACUGCUUUGUGUGUCAAAGCUAGGACUUCACUUUUUCUUCCCUAGUAGAUGGGUACGAUGCAUCCAAUUCAAUUUGUUUACUUUACACAAACCUCAGGAGUUAGUUGACUGAACUGCACAUUCUUUUUUUCCCCAAUUUUUUUUGUGCCAAGCAAAAGCACUGUGACCCCUGGACGGCAAGUCUACAAUUACUUCCUCCUCUACCAUAAAGACUUAGCUGGCUACAGUGAACUCAUUGCCCACCACUGUAAGAUGGUGAAAGUGGGCGUACUACUAGCUCAUUUACAUAAUUUUUUUUAAAAAAAUUUAAUUUGCUGCUGAAAGACAUGUAUGACAAAUCAUCAGUGUAAAUUAUUACAUACAAACUGUCAAUAUUGGUUGAAGAGUAUUAAAUAUUUAACAUAGGUUUUUGAUUUAUACAUGUACUUUUUUAAUUAAAAAUGUAACAUUUCCUACAACACAUCUUUUUUGAUGUGGAACUGAGGUAUACUAUAUUCUGUUGUAAACAGAGAGGGUUAGGGUGGGGGAAACUGCUUUUAAAACAAGUUGAUUUAAGAAUAGAGUAGGGUACUAUUCUUUUUUAAGAUUGUAAUUCAGAAUAUAAUAUAAUAUGGAUCAGUGGCCCAUGGAUCUGGAUUGUACAGUCAUCUUUACUGAUACCAUCAUUUGUAAGAAAACCUUGCAGUUGAGCUGAGUUCUUUCAAAAAGAAAAUAAUUUUUUGUACUCUUCCUGUAAAACUUUAGGCUUAAAGGCAAACUUAACUGUGCAUGGUAUUUGCAAGUGUGAAUUUGAAAUUGUUGGUUGCACAGGAACUUUUUAAAAAUCAGAAAAAUAAAUCUAAGUCUUCCAUUGUAUAUAUAUAUUUGAAAAAAAAGUAGGAAGAAGCAGAAGAGAGAUGCAGAAGAAAAAGGACAAAGUCUUCAAAUCAGAAAAAUCCCUGGAAUGAAAUAUGUGGGUGUUUGUAAAUUCUGAAAUCUCUUUCUAUACAUAAUAAACUAGAUACUGUUUUAUCUUUA
Molecule: messenger RNA, 6268 nt
Organism: Pogona vitticeps (central bearded dragon)
Lineage: Eukaryota; Metazoa; Chordata; Lepidosauria; Squamata; Agamidae
Gene: IRS1
Product: insulin receptor substrate 1
Biological process (GO): insulin receptor signaling pathway
Cellular component (GO): cytosol; plasma membrane
Molecular function (GO): insulin receptor binding; phosphatidylinositol 3-kinase binding
Source: RefSeq, a predicted model, not a curated record